Messenger RNA from Verticillium nonalfalfae, 966 nucleotides. RefSeq lists its product as uncharacterized. NCBI's taxonomy places the organism in Eukaryota, Fungi, Ascomycota, Sordariomycetes, Glomerellales, Plectosphaerellaceae. The transcript has a single exon. The coding region runs from base 1 to 966 and encodes 321 amino acids. The record is from RefSeq and is a predicted model, not a curated record.
AUGCCGCAGUACCAGUUCUACAAGGUGCCGACGACGGCGCGCAAGAUGACCUUUUCGGAACUCUUCCUCGACUGCUGCCGCCAGCUGCGCAGCCACGACGCCGGCAUCGCGCCGUUCCUCAUGGACUCGGAGAGCCCGCUCGACGGCGACGUCGGCACCCUGCGCUGCGGCGUGCCCGAGCCCGUCUGCCUCGGCGACCUCGCCAAGCUCUUCAACGGACCCGUGCAGCGCGCGCCGGAGCGCAGCGUCGUCGAGCUCCUGACCUUGCAGCCGCAGCCGGCGCCGACGUCGGUGGCGAAGCGGCAGGCGCUCGAGCUCCUGAGGCGCGUGCCGGACGCGACGCCGGAGGAUGCCGUCACGGCCCUCGCCGUAAGCAUGACGCACAUGAUUGUCAUUUCCAUCUUUGCGAGCAAGACGCUGUGGCUGAUGUCGCAGGCCGAGCUGAUGCAUGAGAUUGCGCGACUGCAGGCGCAGGAGGACAGGGAGGAUUCGGACUCGGAGGACGGCCACGAUGGGGGCGUCAGCGAGACGUUGCAGAGGCGGCUCGUGUUGGAGGCGCUGCUGCGGACGCUCGGCUGGAUCGACUGGAACGAAGGGUCGCGGGCCAACGCAGAGGCCAUGACGGACCGGUCGGCCAUCAUCUUCAGGCUGAAGGAUGCGCCGUGGGAGAUGUCGGCCAUGCUCGUGGCCAUGGUGAGCUGCGGCAUGCCGCUGAGCGCGUACGAAUGGGCGAAGGAGCACCUCGCCGUGGUGCAUGUGAAUGUGUUCCAGAGAUCCUUCAUGGCGCUGGCGCCGCAAAAGGUGAUGAAGCCCGACACCAUGUUCUUCAUGAGGCAGGUGGACGACUAUGCCAUGGGACGUGAUGGGGCGAUGCCGAGGUUCACGUUGAUGGCGAUGGAUACCGACAGUGACAUUUACAUGAACCAGUGCAUGUUCCCUCCGGAUCUCGCCAUGUCAAAUGGAUGA